Molecule: messenger RNA, 1072 nt
Organism: Guillardia theta CCMP2712
Lineage: Eukaryota; Cryptophyceae; Pyrenomonadales; Geminigeraceae
Exons: 2
Coding region: 56-1072 (338 amino acids)
Source: RefSeq, a predicted model, not a curated record
CUGGGACGCAUCGGUGGUACGAGGCAGAAGGUAGAGGAGGAGGGGGAGGAAAGAUAUGGAGGCGAAUAGGGAGGAAGCGACGUGGGAGGUACGAAGUAAGAUACCUUGCCCUGAUCUGCAUGCUUGGACUAUGCGAGGACUUGCGCUUCUUCUCCUCGUGACCAUCGCUGUCAACUUGUCGAUACAAAGGGAUGAGGCUACCACAAGGGUGACAUGCUUGCGCCCUCCUCCCCUUCUGUAUCUCCGGGGUGGCCAACAGGACAAAAUGAAGGCGACAAGAGCAGGACUAGAGGAAGCGAAGAAACGAUGGCAACAAAAGAAGGAUCGACAGACAAUGCAGGACGAGCAAGAGACCAAAUCGCGUCAUCAUGCGUACGUAUCUCAAGAUGUGGGGCACCAAUCCUCUUCAUCAUACAACGAAUCAGCUCUCUUCAACUUAGAAUCCAUGCCAUCCCACAUCUCAGACAAUGACAAGGCUGCCCAAGAGGUUGGAGGAUGGGGCAUGUUGGUUGGAGGACAGGAAGAGUUUGCUCUGCAUGGCCUGAAGAACAAGUCUUCAUCAAGGAGGAGCAACAAGGUGGACAAAUAUGAACACUUAGCAUCUCUUGAAGAGAGCAUCUCGCAAAGCGAGAAAGAGCUGCAGAUGUUGAGAAAGAGGGUCACGAGUGUUAAGCCCAACCACCCACUAGCGGAGGCUUUAGAUCUGAAAGAGAACAGCGAGGCAGAAGACGAAAGUUUUGAUGAUGAGGACCUGUUGAGGGACAGCGAUAUGUACGAGAAGGAUGGCGAUUACCUCCUUGUUAAUGAAACAGACAACGAGGUCGUAUCAUCGAUCUCAAAUAUCCAGAUGGUAGAGGAGCUGUGCAGUGCCAGCCAACUGAAGGAGGGGCUGCCAUAUCAAGUAGUCUUAGACGAGCACUGGGGCCCAUCAAAGGAGGACUCGGACCUUCUCUCAUAUGAAGCAGGAAGAUUGAUUGGGGACAUGCCGCUUGAAGUUCAAAUUAUUGACUGCAACGAAUCAGACGCCAACAUUCUAGAAAGAUUUCAUGAGUGUCCGGAUGUACUAGGCUAG